Necator americanus (New World hookworm) is the source of this 1707-nucleotide messenger RNA. RefSeq lists its product as uncharacterized. The transcript has 15 exons. Bases 1 to 1707 code for a protein of 568 amino acids. Gene Ontology annotation, molecular function: methionine-tRNA ligase activity; ATP binding. The record is from RefSeq and is a predicted model, not a curated record. Lineage: Eukaryota; Metazoa; Nematoda; Chromadorea; Rhabditida; Ancylostomatidae. Gene Ontology annotation, biological process: methionyl-tRNA aminoacylation.
AUGGUGGGAAAGAUAAGGAAGCUACCGCGAAUUCCUCCAAGAACGCCUUUGAGACAUCAGAGGGUUCCUUCGGAACACUGCUUCUUGAGUUAUCGAGUAUUACUGGAUUUUCGGUCAUCACAGCAGAUCCGUAUGAGGUUACAGCGAUCACUAUUACUGUUGUUGAGAAGAAAUCAUUCGUACAUUACUACCCCAAUUUUCUAUGCAAAUGCAGCUCCUCAUCUUGGUCAUCUCUAUACGGUAGUGCUUGCUGAUGCUACUCAUCGAUGGCAAAAGCUGAGAGAACCUGGCAACAUCCACGUCUUCUCCACCGGUACGGAUGAACACGGCAUUAAGAUAUUCCGUGCCGCAGAAAAAGCUCAGAAGGAUCCGCUGAAAUUUUGCGACGAAACAUCGAGGAAGUUUCGUGACCUCUUCCAAGAGUUUGGAAUCGUUAACACUGAGUUUAUUCGAACCACAGAAGAUCGUCAUAAACGAUGUGUAGAGCACGUGUGGAAACGACUUAGCGACAGCGGAUACAUAUACAAAGACAUUUAUGCUGGUUGGUAUAGCAUAGUGGAUGAAUGCUUCUUUGCGGACGCCGACGUUGAAGAUUCACCUUCAGGAAAGGUUGUGAAGGGGACUCAGAACGCUGUCGAAUGGGUCGAGGAGCAAAACUACAUGUUUCGGUUAUCGGCCUUCAGAGAUAAAGUGAAACAAUGGCUCUUAACUACAGAUGUAAUUCGCCCCAAACAUUAUCUUCAAUUUAUUCUACAAGAUCUUGAAUGGGAUGGUGACCUGUCCAUUUCCCGAAGUCGCGCACGACUACCAUGGGGUAUAGUAGUUCCUGAUGACGACACGCAAACCGUCUAUGUAUGGCUUGACGCCCUCGUGAACUAUCUUUCCGUUAUUGGGUAUCUUAAAACGAUGGAUGUUUGGCCUCCUACCUGCCAAAUUCUUGGAAAGGACAUAAUGAAAUUUCACGCUUUUUACUGGCCAGCGUUUCUGAUGGCCAUUGAACUACCACUACCUAAGAAGCUUUUUGUUCAUGGUCAUUGGCUCGUUGAUAAUGCCAAGAUGUCAAAAAGUGUCGGCAACGUCAUUGAUCCGCUUGUUGCAAUGAAAUCAUACACGACGGAAGGCUUGCGGUAUUUCUUACUGAAACAAGGAUUGCCACAUGGAGAUUCUAAUUUUUCACGGGAAAAGGCUAUCAACGUCAUUAACAGCGACUUGGUCAACAAUAUAGGAAAUCUUCUGAGCAGAGCAACUGUGAAGAAGCUCAAUCCAACCCAGAAAUACCACGAUUUUGUUCCAAAUGUUUUGAAUGGAGAUCUUGCAGACAUGGCAGGCUCCCUUUUGAAAGAGUUGACUGAAAUUCGAGGGAGAACGAUGCAGCUAUAUGAUGACAUGUUGUUUUACAAGGCAGUUGAAGGAAUUAUUGCAGUUGUGAAGUCUGGAAAUGGUUUCUUUCAAUUUGCUCAGCCGUGGAAGUUGGAAUCGGGAGAAAAGCUCGAUUCCGUAUUGGGCUUAGCCUAUGAGACUCUACGGAUGACAUCUAUUCUACUACAGCCAGUUAUUCCAUCACUAGCUAGCAAUAUAUUGACAAGACUGGGUGUUCCGCCAGAAGAAAGACAAGUUGAGCAAGCGGAGUUCCAUCCAACAAGCGGUGGGCGUCAUUUUGGUCCUGAUCUUGGACCGCUCCUUCCUAGGAUUACUGAUAAAUCUUAG